AUGUUGGAGGUGGAAACCAAGAAGAUUUUUUAUCGUUACCUUAAACAGGAAGUCCUCCGUGAAGGCACAUAUGGUGUUGUUUACAAAGCAUUCGACACUAAGACAGGGCAGAUAGUGGCAAUUAAGAAAAUUCGGAUCGGGAAGCAGACAGAAGGGUUUAAAAUCACGGAUCUUAAGGAAAUUAAUCUGUUGAAAGAGCUCAAGGACUCGAAUAUAAUUGAGCUCAUUGAUGUUUUUCCUCAUAAAGGGAGUUUGAAUGUUGUGUUUGAGUUCAUGGAGAAAGAUUUAGGGGGUGUAAUUCGUGAUUGUAAUAUUGUGCUUUCGGCAACUGAUAUGAGGUCAUAUAUUCAGAUGACCUUGAAAGGGCUGGCAUCCGACCAUAAGAAAGGAAUUCUACAUUUGGAUUUAAAACCAGAUAAUCUACUAAUUCGACCUCGCGGACAGCUGAAGCUUGACGGCUUCGACUUGGCUAGGAUAUUUGGAAGUCCAGACAAGAUUUUUGGUCACCAGGUAUUUGGCCGUUGGUACAGGGCACCAGAGCUAUUGUUUGGUUCAAACCAAUACGGUCCAAGCGUGGAUAUUCGGGCUGCCGCUUGUAUAUUUGCUGAACUUUUAUUGCGACGUCUAUUCAUGCAGAAACCAGGAUUUCAGCACAACAAGCAUUACAACAUAGGUACUCUUCAUAUGGUUGUGUGA
Oldenlandia corymbosa var. corymbosa is the source of this 696-nucleotide messenger RNA. NCBI's taxonomy places the organism in Eukaryota, Viridiplantae, Streptophyta, Magnoliopsida, Gentianales, Rubiaceae. The record is from the annotation of a GenBank genome assembly.